AUGGGCAGCUCUCGACCCAUGCAGUUGCUGCUAUUUCUUCUGCUGUUCCCAUCUUUUGGCCAAGGGGUACCCCAGUGCCCAGAGGCCUGCAAAUGUACCUUGUCAGUCAAUGGCACAUCAGUCAUCUGUGGUCCCCUGGACAGCUUCCCAAAGAGCUUUCCCAUGGAUACUAUUUCCAUCUCUGUAGAAUAUACUAACCUCUCACAGCUCUCAAGUGAUGCCCUCAGAGGUCUUCCUAACCUCAAAGAAUUGCACCUUGCUGGCAACAGGAUUGACAGCUUGAGCCCUGGGCUCCUGAUGUCCACACCUGCCCUGGAGGUGCUGGAUCUGACAGGUAAUGCCCUGACUGGGCUACCCAGUGGACUCUUCAGGAACUCAGAAGCUCUCCACUCCUUGGUACUUAAAGGAAACAAACUGAACACUCUCCAGGUGGACUGGCUGGAGGGCCUGGUGGCCUUGAAUUGGCUGGACGUUUCUGAAAACCAGCUGCAGAAACUGCCCCCAGAUCUGCUCCUCAACCUUACCAGGCUGCAGACCCUGGACCUAUCUGAUAACAUGCUGCUGGAGCUACCCUCCAAUCUUCUGCAGGGCCUCUCUGCCCUGAAGAAGCUUCACUUGGAAGACAACAAGCUCCAGACUCUGGCUGAUGGCACUUUCUCUACCACCCCAUACCUGUGUCACCUUUUCCUCCAGGGAAACAGGUUAGACAGCCUGCCUUCCAACAUCUUCAGCAACCUGACUGAGCUGGAUAUGCUUGACCUGUCCAACAACUCACUGGCACAGGUCCCCGAUGGGCUAUUGGAUAGGGUGGGGCUGCCACAGCAUCAGAUGAAGGAUGGAUUUGAUCUCUCUGGAAAUCCUUGGAACUGUGACGAGAAGCUACAUGGCCUCUACUCCUGGCUCUUGAUCAACCAGGACAGAAUGUUCUUCAAGGACAAGACCCUCUGUGUAGGACCCAAAGACCAGGCAGGUCAGAGGCUCCUGGAGGUGGCCAAGAAAAGGGUUUCUCCCAAGCAGUAG
Messenger RNA from Monodelphis domestica (gray short-tailed opossum), 1020 nucleotides. The record is from RefSeq and is a predicted model, not a curated record. Lineage: Eukaryota; Metazoa; Chordata; Mammalia; Didelphimorphia; Didelphidae.